Molecule: messenger RNA, 1305 nt
Organism: Vairimorpha ceranae
Lineage: Eukaryota; Fungi; Microsporidia; Nosematidae
Exons: 1
Coding region: 1-1305 (434 amino acids)
Source: RefSeq, a predicted model, not a curated record
AUGGGAAUAUUAGAUUUUGAUUUAUUUGUAGAUCUAGAAAAUUUAUCAGAUUGUUACAUAAAAGAACUUGAGAAUAAAGGAUUAUAUGUGAAUGAAGAGAUAAAACAAAAGAAUCAUGAGCUGACAAAAGCUGAAGAAGAACUUUUUUUUGAAAACCAAUCUAAUUCUAAUAUAUUAGAUGAUCUGACAAAUUUUAUAGACGAAUGUUUUGAUAAUGGAUAUAAGAAUGUUGAUUAUAAUUUAAGUGACAAAGUGUUGUCAACGAUUUCUGAGAGUAAUUCAACGUCAAAAAGUAGCACAAAUAAUCAAUUUAUUACUAAUAAAUUUAACAAACAAUUUUGUGCAAUAAAUCAAUCGAUUAAUGAAACAACAAAUUUUGAAGAUGGCAAUGGUAGCCAAAAAGCUAAAGCAGAACAUUCUAAUAAAAAUGAAUUUUGCAAAAACAAUACUAAUCUAUUAUUACAUUCAACUCAAAAUUGUUUAUUACAGAGGAAAGAUAUUAAUACAAAAGAUAAUACUUUUUUACCGACAAAUGAUAAUGUUAUUGUUUUAUCAGACCAUCAAAAUUACCACGAAAAGACUAACUGUAUUAAUAAACCAAGUAAUGCACAAAUUGAUGCACCAUCUAAUGUUAUUGAUUCAUCGAUUAAAAAAUCAGAAAAUAGUAAAUCUUCCAUUAAUACUUACAAAAAUAAUAAAAAUAUUAAAGUCAAAAGAGAAAAAUCAAAAAUUUAUAGAAUAUCUGAUAUUCGAUUAAGUAAUUUUGAAAAUGUUUUAAAACUUAAAAGAAACAUUAAAGCCAAAAACUUAUCGCUUUCUAAAGAUUUUACAACAAACGAGCGUAGACUUUUUAAUAAAUACAAACAGUUUGAGACUAAAUUUAAAUGGUUUUGUAGAAAUACAAUAAAUAUUAAAAUACCACAAUUUAUAAAAAAAUUGAAAGCAUCCAAUUUCUCAAAUGACAUAAAACAUAAUUCAAUUUCUGCUCUAAAUAGUAUUUUAAGUUUUUUUGAUGCUGUUAAUGCAAUUUAUAUAAUUAUACGGGGAAAAUCAAUUUAUGAUUUUAUAAAUUCAUUAAAUCUAGCAUGUAAUAAAUUUGGUGAAUAUAUUGAUAUAUCAAAAAAAUUUUAUAUUGUUGAAUCAAAUUUAAAAAGUUUACAUAUGCGGGGUAAUAAAUACAUUUGUUCUGACGAUUGUAGUUUCUGUAAAAUUAUAUCCCUACUUAUUAGUUUAAAUAUAAGAUUUAACUCUUUGUGUAAAAGUCUUGUAGAGUUUAUAAAUAGUAUUGAAAAAAAGAGCAAUUAG